AUGCCGGAGAAGUCGGACACUGUCUGGCAGCAGCUAGACGACCUUUCAGUCCCCUUCACAUCCUCCACGAUGCCGCAUGUGAAUCUAACUUCUCGAAUCGGAGCCAUCUUUCCUCUCCGCUGCCUCGUGUUCAUCUCCCAUGCCAUUCUUUUUUGCUCCCUUUGGUACCUCCGCGCCAGACACGCCUUGCACCUUCUCGUCACCAUCGUCGGAUUUACGAUUCUCGCAGCUUUUGUGGUGUCCUUGAUCUCCCGAAAGGGCACGUGGUGUCCACGCCCCAGCCUGUACUCGCAUCCCCUCCGUUUCAGCUGCGAUGGGGUGUUUGCAGGUCUGAACGCAGCGCUUCCAAUCUUAGCUUCACCAUAUUUCUUCCCGCAGAAGAAAUGGCUUGCUUCAUUGUACUCUACCAUGAUCUUACUCGCUGGGUUCAACUGGGCGGAGCCGGUCCUUGACUUGCUGGGGUUGGUGGUGGGAAUUACGGUGGCUGCGACCUUCUUCAUCUUCGUGCCGCAGCCAGCGCAUUUGGAGGACGACGGUGCGUUGCCCUCACCCGUUGGUGCCUUUCCAGCCUCGCCGGUAGCUGGCCCUGAGUCCUGUGGCGGAGAACAGGAGCAGGAAACAGCACUAGUUCCUGCAAUCCUCCCGGGACCUCCAGAGCCCGCAGCCAAUGGAUUCGCCGAACCCAUCGUCGAACCUGUCGUCGAUGAUGUUCCGGAUAAAGUGCGGAAGAGGGCGAGCAUGUCCUCAGUUCCUCUGCCGAAGGGUCCUCGUCGACAGCGUGCCUCUCCUGGUCGAUCCGGGACAGCGCGAACACCACCUCUAGCACCCGCCGUUGAACCCGACGUCCCUCAAGCGCCCCAUAUACACCCACCACAAUCUCAUAAUCCUCUCCCGCAAGAAACGCGUAGACCCCUUCCUUCGCCACCACGACCCCUGUCCUCUCCCUCACCACGGCCUAUUACAGACAAGCCGACAUUCCUCGAGAGAUUUUCCGGCGACGCCUACGAGAAGCUCGAGAUCAUCGGACAAUCUGCCACACAAACAGUACACAAAGUCCGCCACAGGGAUAAUGGUAGAGUGUACGCCAUGAAGACGAUCGUACCUCGAGAAAAGCAUGCCCACGAACUCGUCCAAGGUUUCGAAGAUUUCAUCCGCCUAACGAAACCAUUAGGCGAGGGACGAGGGAGAGGUCUGAACCUGGUGCGUUGCUACGAGGCAUAUAUCAAUUAUGAGAAGGACGAGGCAAGGGUCGUAAUGGAGUUCUGUGAAGGGGGAAGUUUGCAUGCAGUGAGGCAACGAAUAGCAGAAGGUGGGGGAAUCGUUGGUGAAGGCGUCGUGGGGAAGCUAGCGAUCGGCAUUCUCGAUGGCCUCUCCUUCCUCCACGAACAAGGAAUCAUUCAUAGAGGAAUCACACCUUUCAACGUGCUGCUCACGAAACAUGGUGUCGUGAAGCUAAGCGAAGUGCUCGUCACUUCUCACCCGCCAUGGGGUUGGGACAAAUUCUCCGUUUCGUGUCUCUACGUCUCGCCAGAACGGAUUCUCGGAAACAAGCCCAUCACUGGGCCAUCCGACGUCUGGUCCAUGGGCAUAACCCUCCUCGAGUUUCUGUGGCAUCGCCACCCAUAUCCCGAUCUUCCUCCCUUAGACCUCAUGGCGCGCAUCGUAAACGGAGAGCCUCCGCAGCUCAAGAACGAAGAGGGCGUGCGACGGAGUGCCCAGAUGAAGGAUUUCUUCAAGCAGCUGCUGAUCGUCGAUGCGGCGUCGAGACCGGAUGCAUGGGCGCUUAAACAACAUCCCUGGAUCGUGACAAGCAUGAGGCGAGAAGUCAACAUGAAACGAUGGAUAGCUGAUGUUUGGGGGUGGCCUAGGGUGUAA
Molecule: messenger RNA, 1875 nt
Organism: Cyclocybe aegerita
Lineage: Eukaryota; Fungi; Basidiomycota; Agaricomycetes; Agaricales; Hemipholiotaceae
Source: the annotation of a GenBank genome assembly